Molecule: messenger RNA, 1891 nt
Organism: Cucurbita moschata (crookneck pumpkin)
Lineage: Eukaryota; Viridiplantae; Streptophyta; Magnoliopsida; Cucurbitales; Cucurbitaceae
Exons: 8
Coding region: 396-1622 (408 amino acids)
Biological process (GO): regulation of peptide transport
Cellular component (GO): membrane
Source: RefSeq, a predicted model, not a curated record
UUAUCUGUUACUAUUGCUUUAAAGUAUUGUUCCAGGUGUAUGCCCAGACGCAGAGUGUUCUUGUUGAAGUUUUUGGCGUAUUUGUGAUUAUAGUAUGCCAAAAGAUCAUUGUGUUGUGGUGAACCUUGCUGGUGCACUAGAUCAAAAGUGGAUAAAGAGUUUCUCCACUUAGAAGAGCACGACUGGUUUUUGUGGGAGUAUCACAAAUCAUUUAUUUAAUCUGCCAUCAUCGAUUGCACGAUAAUCGACUGAUGUUUACGUAGUUAAAAGUCCAUGUUUUCCAUAAACGGAGAAUCUGACAUGAUGAUUAGCUAUUGUGGGAAAGUGAAUGAAGGCAUAUAGAUGCAAAAAUAGCUCUACAGGAAGAAGUUUUUCAUUCAUUAAUUGUGACGAAAAUGUGUUGGAGAUACAAGCUUGGGUUGCUUCUCAUUCUCAGUGUCGUAGUCACGUGGGUUUCCUCUGCUGAAGUUACCCAGAGUAUAUUUGCAGAUUAUGAGCAACCGUUUGCAGUAUCAUAUGUUACAACAUCACUUUUGAUAGUCUAUCUUCCUAUAGCAUUCCUUAAGGACUGGUUAAUGAGUUUUUUCUAUUGCUGCAAUUCUAAAUGCGGCGAUAAUCUCAAUGUGGUUUACCAGUCCUCCGUAGAGUUGCAGAAAGUUGAAGUGAAUUUUGCUUCUGAAAUAGAACAUCAAGGGCAGUUAAGUUGUAAAAACUGUACCAUAGACAUGUAUAGUAAGGAUGAGGGAACACCGUUGGUGGCUGUACAUAUAGAUAAAGAAAACACACUGAAAAGAGACCGAAAGUUCACUGCAAAGGAAGUUGCUGCUUUUGGCUUUUGCAUUGCUCCUAUCUGGUUUUUAACAGAGUAUUUAACAAAUGCUGCACUUGCUCGAACAAGCGUUGCAAGUACCACAUUGCUAUCCUCCACUUCAGGGUUGUUCACUCUUUUGAUUGGUGCAUUGCUGGGUGAAGACACAAUAAAUAUAGUCAAAGUUGUCUCUGUCGUUGUUAGCAUGGCUGGUGUUGCGAUGACAACGUUUGGGAAGACUUCAGCUGCAGAUGAAUUACAGAAAAAUGGAAAUGGAAUUGAAAAUAAUGCACUUCUGGGGAAUGUAUUUUCAGUUCUCUCAUCAAUGACUUAUGGCCUAUUCACUGUGCUUCUCAAAAAGUUUGCUGGAGGAGGACAAAAUUUAGAUAUGCAAAAGUUAUUUGGCUGUAUAGGACUUUUCACCUUUGUUGCUCUUUGGUGGCUAGUGUGGCCUUUGACUGCCAUGGGCGUUGAACCCAGAUUCGUGUUCCCUCACUCUGCUAAUGUGGAAAAAGUUAUACUUGUCAAUGCUUUUGUUGGAAGUUUUUUGUCCGAUUAUUUCUGGGCUUUGGCUGUUGUUUGGACUUCUCCUCUGGUAGCUGCUCUUGGUGUUUCCCUUACUAUACCUGUUGCAAUGUUGGAGGAUAUGAUCAUCCAUGGCCGGCAGUAUUCGGCAAUUUACAUCAUUGGGUCAGCUCAGGUAUUCUUGGGAUUUGUAGUAGCAAAUAUUUCAGAUUGGUUCUCUCAAAAUUUGGCGUCCAAGCUCUCAAGAACAACUUCUCAACUGCAAUCAAUUUCUUUCUGGCCUAUGUGAUAUAUGUUUUGUACAUUUCUUUCAAAAGUGAAUUUUCUCUGAUUAUGUUGCAGAAACGCUUGAGAAUGCAAUGUAUAUUGUCCCAUAAUUCUAAUUUCUAGAAAGGAAUGGCCAUGGAUUCAUAAUCUUUUCCGCCUGCUUUGGUUGACAGAAUAUUGCCCAUGCAGUGGUGUUCUUAUGUUAAUCGGUCAAAAGCUUUGGCGAAGACAUUAUUAUUCCCUGUUAGAUCAUAAGUUGAAUUAUUUGCAAUGAAAUUUGAUAUUUUAACU